Helianthus annuus (common sunflower) is the source of this 4343-nucleotide messenger RNA. Its product is annotated as enhancer of mRNA-decapping protein 4. Bases 235 to 4125 code for a protein of 1296 amino acids. Gene Ontology annotation, biological process: deadenylation-independent decapping of nuclear-transcribed mRNA. The transcript is spliced from 11 exons. Gene Ontology annotation, cellular component: P-body. NCBI's taxonomy places the organism in Eukaryota, Viridiplantae, Streptophyta, Magnoliopsida, Asterales, Asteraceae. Gene Ontology annotation, molecular function: protein binding. The record is from RefSeq and is a predicted model, not a curated record.
AUAAAUCCAGCCAUCUUCAUCAAUAGCUUUGGUUUCCGAAAAGUCAAAUCACAGUGUACAUCCAUCCCCCCAUACCUCACUCAUCACACCACUCUCACACACACAGUUCACUCCACCAAGAUCUCGAUCACCACAAAUCACCAUCACUUUCCGUAUCAAUCAAUCCAGAUCUCAACCCUCAAUAACAAAUAUAAUAAACCGAUAACCGAUAACAAACUGCUGCUGGCUGAUUCAAUGGCUUCACCUGCAAAUCAAAAUCAAAAUCAACCACCACCAUUUGAUGUUCAACGGUUAUUCAACCCUAUUUCAUCACCACCACCACAACCACCUCCAAUCACUCUCCAAAACCCUAACCCUAACCCUAACAACCACCAUUUCAUUCUACCACCCUCCUCCGCCGCUUCUUAUCCUCCUCCCACCGCAAACGGCGCCGCCUACGCCUACCUUCCGCCUCACACAAACCCUAAUUUCCACCAUCAGUUCCACAUUCCACCACCUCCUUUCCCCAAUCAACAAUCGGAUGACAAUUUUUCUUCGAAUUUGCAGCAUCAGAGGUCACUUCCGUACCCUAACAUACCUAUUCAACCACCUAGCCCUAGUUUUACAAACCCUAACCCUAAUAAUCAUGGAGCCAGGCUUAUGGCGCUAUUAACGGCGCCACCGGCUUCGGUACCUGAUGUUUCAGCGCAAUCAACGGUGCCGUUGCCGGCGGUUACAACGCAGAACACUAGUUUUAAUGUUUCGUCGGGUCCGGUGCGGAUGCCGAGUAGUAAGGUGGCGAAGGGGCGGCAUUUGGUUGGGGAUUGUGUUGUUUAUGAUGUGGAUGUUAGGUUGCCUGGAGAGGUGCAGCCGCAGCUUGAGGUUACUCCGAUUACGAAGUAUGUUUCGGAUCCGAAUUUGGUUGUGGGACGGCAGAUUACAGUUAAUACGAGUUAUAUAUGUUAUGGUUUGAAGACGGGGACGAUUCGGGUUCUUAAUAUUAAUACUGCGUUGAGAUCGUUGCUCAAAGGACUUGUUCAGAGGGUUACAGACAUGUGUUUCUUCGCAGAGGACGUUCAUCUUCUAGCCAGUGCAAGCAUGGAUGGACGAGUUUACAUAUGGAAGAUUCUUGAAGUUCCUGAUACGGAUGAUAAGCCACAGAUCACAGGAGUAAUUGUUACUGCAGUCCAAAUUUUAGGAGGAGGAGAACCUGUUCAUCCUAGGGUUUGUUGGCACUGUCAUAAACAAGAAGUUCUUGUAGUAGGAAUUGGGAAUUGUAUUCUUAGAUUUGAUACUACAAAGGUUGGGAGAGGUAAAGUAUAUUCUGCAGAUGAACCUCUCAAAUGCCCUGUUGAUAAGUUGAUUGAUGGGAUUCAAUUUGUUGGUAAGCAUGAUGGUGAAAUUACAGAUCUAUCCAUGUGCCAAUGGAUGACCACUCGCCUAGUUUCUGGUUCAGUAGAUGGAACGAUAAAGAUUUGGGAAGAUCGCAAAGCGUCACCUAUUGCAGUACUGAGGCCACACGAUGGUCUUCCUGUUAAUUCUGUUACAUUCUUAACCGCUCCACAUCGCCCAGAUCACAUCAUACUCAUUACAGGGGGGCCGUUGAAUCGUGAAGUGAAAAUAUGGGCCUCCGAAAGUGAAGAAGGAUGGUUGCUUCCUAGUGACGCCGAUUCAUGGCGUUGUACUCAAACACUGGAGUUAAAGAGCUCUGCUGAAUCAAGAACCGAAGAUGCAUUUUUUAACCAAGUAAUUGCAUUAUCUCAAUCAGGUCUUCUUUUACUAGCAAAUGCCAAGAGAAAUGCCAUAUAUGCUCUACACUUGGAUUACGGGCCCAAUCCGGAAACAACCCGUUUGGACUACGUCGCGGAGUUCACUGUUACUAUGCCGAUACUGAGCUUUACUGGCACUAAUGAUCUGUUACCAAACGGGUCCCACAUCGUUCAGCUAUACUGUGUCCAAACACAAGCUAUUCAACAAUACGCUUUAGACUUAUCCCAGUGCCUGCCACCUCCUGUUUAUGAUGUCUUUGAGAAAUCCGGUUCAACUGUUUCACGUGAUGCGGCAGUUAUCGGUUUGGAACCAUCUGCUGAUAAAUUCGAUGAUAUGGCUCAGGCUAGCCCAGAAUCUAGCCCUAAUGAGCUGAAGGAUAGCGAUACUGAUGUUACGUGUAUUGUAUCACCAAUAGGUCAAUCGAGCCCUAAGUUGGCGGGAAAAGUUUCUGACUUUAGAAGUCCAUCUGGCAGGUUUGAGCCACGUCAGCAAGUAAACGGUUAUGAUGAUCAGAAAAUCAUGGAAGAAAGACAACUGGAAACUGCUCGUUCGAACAUGUCUAACGCUGCCUCAUUGGAUGAUGAUGACGAUCGGGCGGUCAAGUUUAAGCAUCCGACUCAUUUGGUAACUCCUGCUGAGUUGAUGGCCACGUCAUCCUCUGAAGUAAGUCAUGUUGAUGGUAUGCGUGAUGUGGCGGUAAACUCUGAUACACAGAAUGCUGAGGUGGAGGUUAAGGUUGUGGGUGAAAUGGAACUUAAUGGUUCUGCUUAUAGAGAAAAGGAAAAAUCUAGAACUUUUUCGUCACAGGCAUCGGGACUUGGGCUUGAUAUAGCACAGGACAAUGAGUCGAAACGAUUAGAUCAAAUUGCAGAUGCUCAAGAUGAAGUUGAUGAUGUGGCAACUGAUCUAGCUGGAUCUGUGGAGAUGUUUGAGACUGAAGUAGUUCAAUCUGUGGGUCCCUCUUCACGAGAAAGAAAGAAGAAGAAAAAGAAUGCUCAAGUAUCGGGUCAACCUUCUUCAAGCAUCUUAAAGUCAACUGAUUCUUGUGAUGAUCUAGGAUUGAGUUCAAGUAUUCCCUCAGCAGAAGCUAUACUUUCACAAAUCCAGUCCAUGCAAGAAACACUUAAUCAGGUUUUGAUCAAUCAAAAAGAAAUCCAGAAGCAGAUUCCAGUGGUUGCUGCAGCACCAAUUACAAAAGAAGGGAAAAGGAUAGAGGCAGCCAUUGGUAAAAGCAUGGAGAAAAUCCAUAAAGCUAAUUCUGAUGCUAAUUGGGCUCGUUUUCAAGAAGAAUUUGCAAAACAAGAAAAGUCAAGCAAAGACCAACAUCAGCAGAUAUCGAAUUCUGCCUUGAAUAGUCACAAAGAGUUUCUUGCAUCGUCAGAGAAAAUGCUCAAGAAGGAAAUGGCCGCAGUGGUGCCAGCUGUUGGGCGCGCAGUAAUUCCGAUUAUUGAGAAAGCAGUUUCCAUAGCUGUCUCAGAGGCUUUCCAGAGGGGAAUAGGUGAUAAAGCUGUAAAUCAACUGGACAAAGCAGUUAACUCUAAACUGGAAGCUACUGUAUCUAGACAAAUUCAAGCUCAAUUUCAAACAUCUGGCAAGCAAGCUCUACAGGAAGCACUGAGGUCAAGUAUGGAGGCUUCUGUUGUGCCUGCCUUUGAGAUGUCUUGCAAGUCAAUGUUUGACCAAGUUGAUGCCACAUUUCACAAGGGAAUGAUGGAACACACAAAUGCAAUUCAGCAGAAAGUUGAGUCCAUGCAUUCUCCUCUGGCACUUGCUUUGAGAGAUACAAUCAAUUCAGCAUCAUCUCUGAGUCGAACAUUAAGCAGUGAAUUUGCUGAUGGUCAAAGGAAGUUAAUGGCUCUUGCAGUUGCUGGAGCAAGUUCUAAAUCAGCAAAUCCAUUGAUAAGCCAACUAAGCAAUGGGCCUUCAGGUGUUUUUCAUGAAAAGAUUGAAGCGCCGGUAGACCCCACAAAAGAACUAUCGAGGUUGGCAUAUGAGCACAAAUUUGAGGAGGCCUUUACUGCUGCCCUGCAAAGAAGUGAUGUUCGCAUUGUUUCUUGGUUAUGCUCUCAGGUUGAUCUACAGGGGAUAUUAGCAAGUAAUCCUGUUUCUUUGAGCCAAGGGGUACUGCUAUCGUUGUUGCAGCAAUUGGCAUGUGAUAUUGGGAAUGAUACAUCUAAGAAGCUAAAUUGGAUGAUGGAUGUGGUGGUGGCGAUUAAACCAACGGAUGGGAUCAUUGCAAUGCAUGUAAGGCCCAUAUUUGAACAAGUGCACUCGAUUCUAAACCAUCAGAUGAGUGUUCCCACCACUUCGGUUGCUGAGCUUUCUAGUAUUCGUGUGGUCAUGAAACUCAUAAACUCGACGUUAAGGAGCCUGUAAGUAACUCAGAGGUGAUUGUUUUGUACAAAGACUUGGAAUUUUUGUAAUGGGAAUUGGACAUUGGACAUUUUGGUUCCACUAGAGAUUUUUUUUACGGUAAUUCUUAUGUAUUAGCUUUAUGUUUUAACCGCUUCAUGCAACACCUCAUUUGUCGACAUUUUUCAUCGAUAGUUUAACCAUGGAGUGGUCAAAACGGGCCUAAAGCAUUAUCAUUCCAA